AUGCAGAACGUGAAGGAAAGGCUAAAGGCAUGCAAAGAGGCCUUAGGUCUUGAGGAUGGAAGGAUUCCAGACCAAACUUUUACUGCCUCCACUGUCGAAACGAAUGAAACACCUCCCCAUCGCCUUUGUCUCAACUCCGCCAAGGCAUGGAGUGCAAGAACUGAUGACAAAAAGCCUUGGCUUCAAGUUGACCUUAGAAAGGACGCGAUGAUCAAGAAAAUCGCUACACAGGGGAAACGUGGUAUCCACCAGCAUACAAAGACUUACAUGGUUUCAUCGCGUGCCGACGGAGAAGUUGACUUUGUUAGGUACAAAGAGGACAACGUCGAAAAAGUGAGACAGGCGGUGGCAUUUGAAUGGAGUUUCUUGGAGGCUUUAGGUCUUGAGGAUGGAAGGAUUCCAGACUCAGCUUUUAGUGCUUCAUCCAUCGAGUACGAGAAUACUCCUGCCCAUCUCGUUCCCCUCAACUCCCUCAGGGCAUGGAGUGCAAGCACCGUUGAUAAUGAGCUCUGGAUUCAAGUUUAUCUCGGAAAGGACGCAGUAAUCCAGAAAGUCGCUACACUGGGAAAAACAGGAACCUACCAGUAUACAAGGUUUUACAUGAUUUCAUCGCGUGCCAACGGAGAGACCGACCGGGUGAUGUACAAAGAGAACAAUGUUGAAAAGGUAUUACAAGGCAACAAUGAUCAGGAAACAGUGGUUUCUCAUGUGUUGUCACAACACAUCAGGGCUCGUUUUGUAAGGUCCUGUCCAAAGACUUGGAGAAGUAACUACAGAACAAUGAGGGUAGAGCUGUACGGCUGUUUCCUUCAGUAA
Messenger RNA from Stylophora pistillata, 816 nucleotides. Its product is annotated as lactadherin. NCBI's taxonomy places the organism in Eukaryota, Metazoa, Cnidaria, Anthozoa, Scleractinia, Pocilloporidae. The record is from RefSeq and is a predicted model, not a curated record.